AUGCUCACCGAGUUGCUUUGUCCAAUUUUGGGUGAUGCUUUAUAUAUGCAACGAAUUGUGGACAUCAGCGGCGUGCCAAAUUUGAUUCAACCGAGUCAACUGUAUCGUGCUAAAAAGCAUCCAGUUCCGGAUGCUUACUCUAAACUGCCAUUAUUUUGGCAUGUAUGUCGAAGUAUCUUUCCGCGAUAUGAGUACUCACAAGCGAACAACGAUCGUGUUGAUUUGGUGGCUAACGCACCACUUCCAUCUCAUAUGCUAGCAAUGCUAGAAUGCUUGGGUAUGUCCGAUGCGGCAGUGAAAUAUUUGAACGCUAUCGCAGAGGAGGAUGAUUCGGAGAGGCGAUUUUCGGGCGAGCAAAAAUUCUGA
Messenger RNA from Anisakis simplex (herring worm), 366 nucleotides. Lineage: Eukaryota; Metazoa; Nematoda; Chromadorea; Rhabditida; Anisakidae. The record is from the annotation of a GenBank genome assembly.